CAGUCGGCUCGUUCGUGCGUUCGUCGUGUGUUUGUCCAUCCGUCCGUGUGCCGUUUCUGUGUCCGGUCGUUGUUGUGAGCCUCGUAGGAAGCGUACAGCCCCGGUGGACACUGUGAGUGUGUUUCGGUACUGAUCUGACUCAUCCGAACGGACGGACAAUGUGUGGCAUUUUUGCGUACCUCAACUUCCUCACGCCCAAGUCGCGGCGCGAGGUGCUGGAGCUGCUGCUGAAUGGGCUGAAGCGGCUCGAGUACCGUGGCUACGAUUCGGCGGGUGUGGCCGUCGACGGGAUGACGCCGGACGCCGGCAUCCUGAUGUUUAAGCGCACCGGCAAGGUGAAGGUGCUGGAGGAAGCAAUCCACGCGGCGGCCAAGGAAGUCGAGUUCGGCGAGGCGUGCGCCACGCACGUCGGUAUCGCGCACACCCGCUGGGCGACGCACGGCGCUCCGAGCGAGCUCAACUCGCACCCGCAGCGCAGCGACGACGGCAAUGCGUUCGUCGUGGUGCACAACGGCAUCGUCACGAACUAUAAGGACAUCAAGAAGUUCCUGGAGCUGCGCGGGUACGCGUUCGAGUCCGACACCGACACGGAAGCGAUCGCCAAGCUGGUGCACCACCUGUGGAAGCAGCACCCGAACUACUCGUUCCGCGAGCUGGUCGAGCAGGUGAUCCAGCAGCUGGAGGGUGCGUUCGCGCUGGCCUUCAAAUCGAAACACUUCCCGGGCGAGUGCGUCGUGACGCGCCGCGGUUCCCCGCUGCUGGUGGGCAUCAAGGCGAAGACGAGCCUCGCCACCAACCACGUGCCGAUCCUGUACGGGAAGGGCCCUCGGCACGGGUCGGUCGGAAACGUGCAGGUGGAGCCGCCGACGCCGGACAAUACGGCCGACUUUAUCAACCCGGGCGAGGAGGUGGAGUACUUCUUCGCGUCGGACGCGUCGGCAGUGAUCGAGCACACGAACCGGGUCAUCUACCUGGAGGACGACGAUGUGGCGGCGGUCAAGGACGGUGCGCUCGGGAUCCACCGGCUGAAGAAGAGCCUGGACGAUCCGCACGCGCGCGAGAUCACGACGCUCAAGAUGGAGAUCCAGCAGAUCAUGAAGGGCAACUAUCGGUACUUUAUGCAGAAGGAAAUCUUCGAGCAGCCGGAAUCGGUGGUCAACACGAUGCGCGGCCGGGUGAACUUCGAGAGCAAGAAGGUGACGCUCGGCGGCAUCAAGGACUACAUUCCGGAGAUCAAGCGCUGCCGGCGGCUGAUGCUGAUCGCGUGCGGCACCUCGUACCACAGUGCCGUGGCGACGCGCCAGCUGCUCGAGGAGCUGACGGAGCUGCCGGUGAUGGUGGAGCUGGCGUCGGACUUCCUCGACCGGAACACGCCCAUCUACCGGGACGACGUGUGCUUCUUCAUCUCGCAGUCGGGCGAAACGGCCGACACGCUGAUGGCGCUGCGGUACUGCAAGCAGCGCGGAGCCCUGAUCGUCGGCAUCACCAACACGGUCGGCAGCUCGAUCUGCCGCGAGUCGCACUGCGGGGUGCACGUGAACGCGGGGCCCGAGAUUGGCGUUGCGUCGACCAAGGCGUACACCUCGCAGUUCAUUUCGCUCGUCAUGUUUGCGCUGGUCAUGAGCGAGGACCGCCUUUCGCUGCAGUCGCGCCGGCUCGAGAUCAUCGAGGGGCUCGGCAUGCUCGAUACGCACAUCAAGCAGGUGCUCCAGCUCGACCGGAAGGUGCUGGAGAUUGCGCAGGAUCUGUACCAGCAGAAGUCGCUGCUGAUCAUGGGCCGCGGCUACAAUUUUGCCACCUGCAUGGAGGGGGCGCUGAAGGUGAAGGAACUGACGUACAUGCACAGCGAGGGCAUUAUGGCGGGCGAGCUGAAACACGGACCGCUGGCCCUCGUCGACGACACGAUGCCGAUCGUGAUGAUCAUCAUGCGCGACCCGGUGCACCAGAAGUGCAUGAACGCGCUCCAGCAGGUGACGGCGCGCGAGGGCCGCCCGAUCAUCAUCUGCGAGGAGGGCGACCAGGAGACGAACGCGUUCGCGUCGAAGGCGCUCGAGAUUCCGCGCACCGUCGACUGCCUGCAGGGCAUACUGACCGUCAUCCCGAUGCAGCUGCUCUCGUACCACAUUGCGGUGCUCCGCGGGUGCAACGUCGACUGUCCGCGGAAUCUCGCCAAAUCCGUUACGGUCGAGUAGAGCAGAGUCGAGUCGAGUCGAGUCGAGUGGGGACUUAUGUUAAGUUUUAUCCUUUCGUGCGCAAUCCUUUCCCUCUCCCCGACGCUUGGCCGCCAAUUCGCGGCCAAUCCUAACCCGUUUUAUGCUGCGCGAUCCUGUUUUCGAACGAACCGCUGUCGCUUUCCCUGCUGCCGACGAGCGAGAUGAAAUCCUCCCUUUUUAUCUCACUAGAUGUUUACUUAAUGGAGUCGAUAUGAGACGGUAAUCAAAAACGGUAACAUGUUAAACUUUUCGAAAAGGUUGUCGAAAAGCAAAGGAUCGAGGAUCGAGAGACCAUGGACCUCGAUUCAAGAUGCGAACGCGGCUACAUCACUUGGAAGAUCGCUAAGUUAGUUCUAGAUUAUUGCUUAUAUUAUACCCGUUUUUUGCUUUUACACCCCCUGACCCGGUGGGGUCCACUUAUAUGAACGAGAGCUGUGCAAUAGAAGGGCCGCCCAUUCAGUGUUUCGAGACGGUGAGACGGUCGUCAUCUGUGAAGCGUCACCGCAUAUUGUUGUCAGCAUUGUCCACGUCCGCAAAAGUGCCGUCAGCAGCCAAGGUGUAAAAUUUGCACCAAUGUACCCGCGCGCGUGUGUGUGUGUGUGUAGGGGGGUCCCGAAGAUUGGUCCGAUCCCAAUCGACGUUGAUAAGCGGCACCACCACCGCCGCGCUGCAUCACAGUCAUCGUCGUUAUCACCACUAUCAUCACUCUGCCCAUCGUCAUCAACGUGUUUAUUAUAAUCGCACACACACAUGCGCCGCACACAGGGCGCAGCAUACGCAAUGGGGUGUGUGGUCAAAAUAUUGCGACCGAUCAAUCUGAUCUGAACGAAAUCGGCCAAUCGUUGUUGGUACAUUUAGAUGAUUUCUUUGCUCUCGUAGUCUGCUGUUUCGGUAGGAUACUUUGCGAUCUGUUUUCGGUAAACCGAUGAUCACCACUAAAUUUAGGCCAAAAAUUGUACAACAACAAAAAAAACCAUAAAAGGCGCACGUGGCGCUGCUGUUUGUGCAUGAGUGAAUGUGGCAACGAUGCUGGGCGCUCCCGUGUAAGAGGAGAUGCACAAACGUUUGCGGUCGCGAUCGCGUGCCGAUCGCGUUAAGCUCAUAUUUCGCGGGCCACCUGUGGGCUGAAGCCCGGAAGAAAUUAUAUAUGUAUAUGUGAAUAAAGUAUUAGUGCUUUCUUUUUAUUGAUA
Messenger RNA from Anopheles cruzii, 3403 nucleotides. RefSeq names its product glutamine--fructose-6-phosphate aminotransferase [isomerizing] 2-like. The coding region runs from base 159 to 2192 and encodes 677 amino acids. Gene Ontology annotation, molecular function: carbohydrate derivative binding; L-glutamine:D-fructose-6-phosphate transaminase (isomerizing) activity. The transcript has a single exon. Gene Ontology annotation, biological process: carbohydrate derivative biosynthetic process; fructose 6-phosphate metabolic process; protein N-linked glycosylation. Lineage: Eukaryota; Metazoa; Arthropoda; Insecta; Diptera; Culicidae. The record is from RefSeq and is a predicted model, not a curated record.